ACUUAUAAAAAAGUAGGCAAUAAAUCUCAUUUCUAUCAUUGGAAAUGGAGUUAAAAUGCAAUUCAUCAGCUCUCUUGAGCUUACAUUAUUAAUGGGAAGAAAACUAAACAGCUACUCAGGAAAUAUUACAUACUCAUAUGGUAAUGGUGUAUUCAGCAUAUCGCCUAGCCGUCGUUUGCCAACACUUAAUUAAUAAAUUGCCGCCGAAACAAGACAACCGGAAGAAAAAUAAACAUAAAACAAUGCCUGAGCAAGUUGAAUCGAGUCCAAAACUGAAUGUAAGCAGUGAGAUUAACACUCCAACUUAUGAUUUAACCAAGUUCCAUCUCAAACGCAUACUCAACAACAAUAGCAAAUGCAAGAGUAUAACAUUACUUGGCACUUUUCCGGAUAUAUCAAAAACUGAUUCUGCAAUUGUUGUUUUCGAGAAAAAUGCUUAUCGUGAGAGCGACGUGGCAACUGAAGUGGUUGCAGACGACGAUGCUGAAACGAAGCCCAAGCCGAGUUACUUUAGCACGGAUCUUAAAGUUCGCACGGAUUUUAUAAACAAUAUUUACGGUAGCUUUCAGUGUGUGCCCACCCAGGAGCUGUGUACCGUCAAGAGUACAGUGAUUUAUCCGGCCACUGAAAAACAUAUUGAGAAAUAUUCGAUAUGCCAGAAGUAUAUAAUCAAUGAAACACCAGAUCUCUAUGAAUCCAUUACGCUGCCGUACAUUGAGUCAAGUCAGUUCUCUUUGGAGUGGGUGUACAAUAUACUAGAGCACAAACAGGAAACUGAGCGUAUUGUGUUCGAAGAUACUCAUCCAGAAAAUGGUUUUAUCCUUCUUCCUGAUCUCAAGUGGGAUGGACGCAAUUUGGAGACCUUAUAUUUACUGGGAAUAGUACGCAAGCGUGGUAUCAAAUCUUUGCGUGAUCUCAAUGCAAGUCACUUGCCUUUGCUUCACAAUGUACGAAGUUCGGCCAAACAGGCAAUACUUGAACGUUAUGGCUUGAAUCCCAACCAGCUGCGAAUGUACUUUCAUUAUCAACCGUCAUUCUACCAUCUGCAUGUACAUAUCAAUCCGAUUCGAAAUGAUGCCCCAGGUAUUUGGUGCGAGAAAUCACAUAUGCUGGACACUGUCAUUAACAAUUUGGAACUGCUGCCGGAUUACUAUCAGCGAGCCAGUCUGCCCUUUGUCUUGUAUGAGGGCAACAAUUUGUUAGAGUUGUACGACAAACAGUUGCAAGUGCGUAAAGUAGCAGCGCCAGAGUUAAGUGAAGCUGAAGCACCUGAAGCGUUCACAGAUGACGAACCGGAAGAGGGUCGCCAAUGCAAGCGCAUCAAGUUGAGCACUCCACAAAAGGAGCUUAAUGAGUCGGAGCUCAUUGAAACACCGUGUGCCUAAUAAUAUAGUCCCAUAUAUUAUCAAUCUGGUUUGAUAUAAUAGUAAGAAUAAACGUAUA
This is a messenger RNA of Drosophila hydei, 1443 nucleotides long. It is a transcript of the gene Dcps, whose product is annotated as m7GpppX diphosphatase. Gene Ontology annotation, biological process: deadenylation-dependent decapping of nuclear-transcribed mRNA. Bases 138 to 1385 code for a protein of 415 amino acids. The record is from RefSeq and is a predicted model, not a curated record. Gene Ontology annotation, molecular function: RNA 7-methylguanosine cap binding; hydrolase activity. The transcript has 3 exons. Lineage: Eukaryota; Metazoa; Arthropoda; Insecta; Diptera; Drosophilidae. Gene Ontology annotation, cellular component: nucleus; P-body.